This is a messenger RNA of Solanum pennellii, 2004 nucleotides long. RefSeq names its product DEAD-box ATP-dependent RNA helicase 5. Gene Ontology annotation, biological process: rRNA processing. The coding region runs from base 53 to 1714 and encodes 553 amino acids. The transcript is spliced from 13 exons. NCBI's taxonomy places the organism in Eukaryota, Viridiplantae, Streptophyta, Magnoliopsida, Solanales, Solanaceae. Gene Ontology annotation, cellular component: nucleolus. Gene Ontology annotation, molecular function: RNA binding; RNA helicase activity; ATP binding. The record is from RefSeq and is a predicted model, not a curated record.
UUGUUUCCUUAAACCUUAGGGUUUUGCGAUUUCGCCAUUGAUUUGAGCAGCCAUGGUAGCAAAACAGUUAGAUGACGAACCACAAACCCUCAACUAUGAAUCCAAAUCCCACAAGAAACAGAAGAGAAAGCUUGAAGACGCUGAGGUUGAAGAAGUUGUUGUAGAAUCCAAAAAAGAGAAAAAAAAGAAGAAGAAACAGAAGCAGAAGCAAGAAGAAGAUGGGUCCAAUGGGAACACUGAAACUCUUGAUGGGUCGAAUGGAAAUACUGAAAUAUUUGAUGGGUCAGCUGAGUUAUCGGAAAAGAAGAAGUCGAAGAAGGAGAAGAAGAGUAAGGUAAAGGAAGGGAAUUUGGAUGAUGGGUCGGAUGUUACUGUUGUUAAUGGGGAGGUUAAUGAAAGUAGUACAAAUGUGGUGGUUACGGGUAAGGGUGCUAAUGAGUUAAAGUACAAAGCUUUAGAGAAGUUUGUGGAUGCAGGGCUUCCAAGUGAGGUGUUGGAAUGUUGUAAGAAUUUUGAGAAACCAUCACCAAUUCAAUCACAUUCAUGGCCUUUUCUUUUAGAUGGGCGUGAUUUCAUUGGGAUAGCUAGAACUGGAUCAGGUAAGACAUUGGCUUUUGGUAUUCCGGCUAUUAUGCACAUCACGAGUAAGCGGAAGAGUAAGAAGUCUAAGAAUCCUGUUUGCCUUGUGCUUUCACCUACAAGGGAGUUAGCUCAACAAAUAUCAGAUGUUCUCUGUGAGGCUGGGAAGCCUACUGGUGUGCAGUCAGUUUGUCUAUAUGGCGGAGUUGAUAAGCACCAUCAAAAGGCUUCUCUUAGAUCUGGCGUGGAUAUUGUUAUUGGAACCCCUGGUCGUUUGCAAGAUCUGAUGGAAAUGGGAGCUUGCAAUUUAAAAGAGGUUUCUUUUGUGGUGCUAGAUGAAGCUGAUCGCAUGCUUGAUUUAGGUUUUGAACCAGCGGUCCGUGCCAUAUUAAGCCAAACAUGCUCUGUUCGGCAGAUGGUUAUGUUCAGUGCUACAUGGCCUCCGGAAGUUCAUCAAUUAGCUCAAGAGUUCAUGGAUCCCAAUCCAAUCAAGGUAGUUGUAGGUUCAGAAGAUUUGGCUGCCAACCACGAUGUCAUGCAAAUUGUUGAGGUCUUGGAAGAUCGAGCACGGGAUGAGCGUUUACAAUGUUUGCUGGAAAAAUACCACAAGUCUAGAAGGAAUAGAGUAUUGGUUUUUGUUUUAUACAAGAAGGAAGCAUCUCGUGUAGAAAUGAUGCUACAGAAAAGGGGUUGGAAAGUUGUCUCUAUUAGUGGUGACAAGCAACAACAUGCUCGUACUAAGGCCCUGUCACUCUUCAAGGAUGGAAGCUGUCCUCUACUGAUAGCUACUGAUGUAGCUGCUCGAGGGCUUGAUAUACCUGAUGUUGAAGUUGUGAUAAAUUAUAGUUUCCCUUUGACAACAGAGGAUUAUGUUCAUAGAAUUGGAAGAACUGGAAGGGCUGGUAAAAAAGGUGUAGCUCAUACAUUCUUCACUAAGGAUAACAAGGGACUUUCUGGGGAGUUGAUAAAUGUCCUCAGAGAAGCUGGACAGACUGUUCCAGCUGCCCUUCUUAACUUUGGAACCCAUGUAAAGAAAAAGGAGUCCAAGCUCUAUGGUGCUCAUUUUAGAGAAAUUGAUGCAAAUGCUCCAAAGGCCACCAAAAUAAAAUUUGGCGAUUCUGAUAAUGAAGAUUGAGAAAACGAAUAUCAAUGGUGCCAGUUUGUCAUUGAGUUGUAGCAGCAGUGUAGCACAACUCCUUUGAAUUGGUUCCAAGCUUCACCAUCCUGACACUAAAGAAUCAUUUGGCGGAUACACGCAGUAGUGGAUCGUUGUGAGAAGAGUGCAAGAGAUGAUGUCCCACAGCUAUCUGCUCAUGUACGCCAACAGAUGUCUAAAUUUAUUGCACUGUAGUGUUUCGAAUCUUACUAUUCUUUUAUGUAAUUCGUUUCAUUACCAGAAUACAAAUGUUAACUCUUAAAGAGUAA